Molecule: messenger RNA, 1934 nt
Organism: Mus musculus (house mouse)
Lineage: Eukaryota; Metazoa; Chordata; Mammalia; Rodentia; Muridae
Gene: Chmp6
Product: charged multivesicular body protein 6
Exons: 8
Coding region: 701-1045 (114 amino acids)
Biological process (GO): autophagosome maturation; vacuolar transport; late endosome to lysosome transport
Cellular component (GO): kinetochore microtubule; kinetochore; endosome membrane
Molecular function (GO): protein-containing complex binding
Source: RefSeq, a predicted model, not a curated record
GGAAGGGAAAAUGCAGGCAGUUCAGGAAUCAGAAGAAGCUGCCUGCCGAGGGAUAGCCACUGGCUUUACUGGAUUCAUAAUGUGUUGAGCCUGAGGCUAAGACUGAGCCCUUCGUUCAGAAAGGUGUAAAUGAACAAGAAUGCUUAGUAAUUGGCCCAGCUGCUUGUACUGUCUGCCUCCCGAAGGGAUAUUACCCGGAUGAUUGCCGUGGGGAAGGAGAACUCCCCUCCUAGCAAAGGCAUUGAAUUCAGGACAGUGGCGCCCUUUUUGGGGCUGUUAGGGUGUAGAGCCCCACUCAUGAGUGUCUUGUCCCCGCCCCCUGACUCACCAAGGGCCUACAGAGGGCAGGUGUGAUCAGAGAAUCCCUGGGGUUAGUGUGUCAGUCCCAGCAACCGGGCUGACUCAACGGUAGCCUAAGGACUGUCCACAGUGAGGAAACUAGGGGACGAAGGUGACAGCGCCGAAUGGCAGGUGAACGCUGGUGCACACUUCUCAGCAAGCACUUCAACUGAAGCAGCAGAGGGACAAACUGAGGCAGUACCAGAAGAGGGUCACGCAGCAGCUGGAGAGGGAGCGGGCCCUGGCCAGGCAGCUGCUGCGGGAUGGCAGGAAAGAACGAGCCAAGCUGCUGCUCAAGAAGAAGAGGUACCGGGAGCAACUGCUCGAUAGGACAGAAAACCAGAUCAGCAGCCUGGAAGCCAUGGUUCAGAGCAUCGAGUUCACGCAGAUCGAGAUGAAGGUGAUGGAGGGGCUACAGGUGGGGAACGAAUGUCUGAAUAAGAUGCACCAGGUGAUGUCCAUAGAGGAGGUGGAGAGGAUCCUGGACGAGACCCAGGAGGCAGUGGAGUACCAGCGGCAAAUUGAUGAGCUGCUGGCCGGAAACUUCACCCAGGAGGAUGAGGACGCCAUCCUGGAAGAGCUGAAUGCAAUCACUCAGGAACAAAUGGAGUUACCAGAGGUUCCGUCAGAGCCGCUCCCUGACCGAAACCCAGAAGCCCCUGCCAAGGCCAGAUCCAGGCAGGCAGAGCUGGUGGCGGCUUCAUAACCUGGUCUCUCCAGGCACUCAUAGGGAUUCUCUGAGGACUGGCCCACAGAGCCUUUGGCUGCGAGUCAACCCUGAGGGCUCCCGGGAGGCCUGGAGGGCUGGACUGGCCAGUGCAGGUGCUGAUGGCUGGAGCAGCAGCUUACAUGGAAGCUGACAUCAGGGCGCCUUGAAGUUUAGUCUGGAUGCACCUUUGUCUCUUUCUCCUUCUGGACUAAGUGGAUCCCCGGCCAGCCAGGCCCAGCUUUAGGCAGCUGUGGACCCCAUGCUGGCCGCAGCCCACUACUCCUGGUGCUGUUCUCAUGCUGCCCCAGCCCAUGUGAGCUGCGCUCAGACCUCGGGGUCCCUGUGCUCCCCUCUCGUGUCUCUGCUGCUCACAUGAGCUGGUGGGGGCUUCAGCUGAGCAGUUCUCGCCUUGCCUGGCAUCCUGACACCCCUCAGUUACCCUGCAGGCUAGUGGCAGAAACCCUAGUGUUCUCCAAAUCUGUUGGAGCAUCUUUGCACCUCAGAUCACCUUGAGCCUCUUCUGUUGGGGGAGGUGGGCCAGGGGCCAUCCCACAGAAUGGACAAAUCUAGGAGCCCGGCUUGGGGUCUGUUCGCAGAAGAAAAACAUGUUGAAGGUGGUAACAAGACCCUGUUUUAAUGGGCAUGUACCCCAUGGAGUCCUGGACACACUAAGCCACCAACGCCCAGGAGGCACGGAACUCUGAACUGACCUCCAGAGCCCUAUGCUUGUUUCAUCACGGACAAUCUCUGGUCCUCGGGUCUUUGAGGAACAAAGGGUCUUAUGUACCCUUAGGGCCUACCAGGAAAGGAGGGCAUUUCUUCCUUACCCAAAACAGGUCAACCUCAGUAUUAAAGUUGACCCCUGCAUGGUCUUUGGCCUCUUGGA